Owenia fusiformis is the source of this 6553-nucleotide messenger RNA. The record is from the annotation of a GenBank genome assembly. NCBI's taxonomy places the organism in Eukaryota, Metazoa, Annelida, Polychaeta, Sabellida, Oweniidae.
UUCAGAAAAGACAUCGUGCGCAUGCGUUGCAAAAAGAGACUUGAAUUUUUGGAAAAAAUGUUUGGAAAAUUUGAGGCAAGAGAUGCUCUUUUUGGCUAAAAGGGCUUUAAAUUUCUUGAAGACUUGACCUUUAACCUCUGAAGGGUCAGUUGCAACUGUGAAUCGCUCCAAUCCAAAAUCUACCAUGGCAAGUAAACUGAAGAGAAAAGGUCACAUGCAUCCAGGCGAGAUGAUUGCACUUGGGAGUAAGCCUAAACAAGAUGAGAAAUCCCUUGCAAAAAAACCUGGAUUGUUGCCCAGCGACAGGAAACGAGAGGCACCCCCAGGGUCUAGUCUGGCCAGUAAGAAAGCCAAGAUGUCAGUUCAACAGUUCACCCCCUUGGGUCGACCCAUGGAUUCAGACAGAAGGGCAUCCCCAUCUGUAAUUCCCCAAUGGGAAGAAACUGCUGCUGAAGUUGAUGCCAGUGAGUUCUUGGAGUCUAUCACAGAGGCAGAGAAGCAAGACAAUGAGGAGCAGUUGGAGAGGUUGCUGUGCGGGGCAGUGAAAUAUCUACGUAGGCAGAGGGUUAAGCCUGAGCCAGCCAUGCAUGUAGCUCUCAUGCAUAUUGCCAAGUCAAAGCAGCACCUCUAUACUAACAGUGACAUGGUUACAGAGGCACUCUGUAGCUUGCUGAAGCGUGAUGUAGCAUUGAACUUCAAAACUAAAGGUAACCCACUAGUGUCUGUACUAGUGUGUAAUAUACUUGUGGCUGCCUUUCAAGAUGAAGAGAACUGGCCUGAUCAUUUUAUCAAGGUGUUCCUUGAAGACUCUAUAGGAGAGCGUGUGUGGGUGGACAGGGAGGAUUGUAAAGGAUUUGUAGAGAAUAUACAGACAGCAUUCAACACAAGGAUGCCUCCUAAGUCAACCUUACUAAGCUUUGGGGACAUCAAAGAUCAAUCUGGCAGUCCAUCUAGAGUAGGCAUAGAGGAUGACGAUGAUAAGAGUCAAGACUCUGGAGAUGUUAGCCACAAACACGAGUCAUUGCUUCCUGAACUGGAAAGUAUCAUUACAUUCCCAAGAUACAGUUACCAGCAGAGUGGUGUUGAGAACCAGGUGUUAGAUUGUGUUAAGGAACAACUGAUGCGUCGCCAGGCUACAGACAAUAUCUCUAAGAAUGUGCUUAGACUUCUCCUAGCAACAUGUGGCUACAGUGAAGUGAGAGUCAUGUGUGCACAAAGGCUGGAAAUGUGGCUGCAUAAUCCUAAGCUGUCAAAGGCUGCUCAGGAUCUGUUGAUGGGUGUGUGUAUGAAUUGUGAGCACCACACAAGUGAGGAUGGGGAAGUGAUCAGUCACUUGAUUAAGAUCAGAUUGAAAAACAAGCCUCUUGUCAACCACUUCAUGCUGUGUAUGAGGGAAGUGGUGAGCUUGAAUUCAGAGAACUUGAAAACAGUCAUGACACAUACAAUUUAUAAUGAGCUGUCUAAUUCACGCAACCCUAACAAUAUGACCAUACUUGGUGUGGCCUUUCAGCAUGCACCUGAUAAAUCAGCGAGGCUUCUAGCUGAGAUAUUUCAAGAUCUGCUAGCCAACAAGGAUGAUUAUUUGAGGGCAUUGAGGGCUUUGUUGCGGGAGAUAGGACGCCAGUUACGUCAUGACAUCACAUUCUCUGAGUUUGCUCUUGGCCUGAUGCAGGAGAGGCUAGAGGCCAGAUUCAUGGACAUGGAGCAGCAAUUUAAGGAGCGUUAUGUUCAGUCUAUAUCAGACCUAAUUACCCUCAGUGCUUUAUUAUGUGUGGGACCCCAAGUGAGGGAAGCAUCCGCAGCAUACACCAGGGGUGACUAUAAAGAUAUAGAGACUGUACGUAAGUUCCAGCGUCAAAUCUCUGUGAUUCAACGUGAUGCAGUAUGGUGGCUCCACACGGUGGUGCCCAAGAUAACAGAGCUGAAGACAGAGGCCUUUGUACACUGCCUGCACAAAGUGUUGUUUGUUGAGCAAGCUGAACAGUAUUAUAACAAAGACAACUGGCCACCUGAGGGCGAGAGAGGGCCCUUACUGAGGCUGGUGAGUGAGGUGGCUGUGUUGGAGGAUACAUUAAUGAGAAUCCUGGUUAUGGGGCUAUCUAAGGAUCUACCAUUGAAUGCAUCUGAUGCCUUGGAACUGGCUGACCAGAUAGUAAGGAGAGCUGCAGCCUUGCAUGCUGAUGGAUAUGAGGUGCUACAUGUAGACAGACUUGAGCUUAUAGAUGCCUUACUGAACCUGUGUGCCUAUCAUCACCCUGAUAACAUUGUACUGCCUAAAGGGUACCAGCCCCCAUCUCUGGCUAUAUCCAACCUCUACUGGAAGGCAUGGGGGCUUCUGCUCAUCAUAGUUACCUUCAACCCAACAACAUUUGGGUCAGUUGUGUGGGAGAAAUACCCAACACUGAGAUACAUGAUGGAAAUGGUAAUCACUAGCAACUACAAGUUCCCCCCUGAGACUGUUGCCAGGGACGACAAGACUGUGGAUGAGAUCAAGGCACGUGACAAACAAGCCAGAGAACUGGAAAAGCAAAGGAUUCUGGACUUUGAGUCUCACUUGGCUGCAGCCACCAGCAAAGUUGCCAUAACAGAGCAGAAUAGUUUACUUAUACCACAGUUAACCAGCAUGGACCCAAAUGGUAUAGCCAGGAAACCUGGAAGCAAGGUUCUUGAGCAGUUGAAGUCUCUCAACUCCACAUUAAAACUUGGACAAAUGCUGUGUCGCAGUCGCAAACCUGACUUCCUCUUGGAUAUUAUACAACGUCAGGGUAGUUCCCAAUCCAUGCCUUGGCUAGCUGACCUGGUUGAGGGAAGUGAAGGGUCCCUAGACAUACUGCCAGUGGCUUGUGUGUGUGAGUUCAUGCUUCAACAUGUAACUCUACACACAAACAGCACAGAGGAGGACAGUGAUGCCAAAGAAAGCCCCACCACAUCUCAGAAACAGGAAAAGCAAGAACAGUUACUAAGCAGACUACAGACAUUGUUACAAGAUGAUACAAAUGAGACAGGGGUGUCUGAAGUGCUCAGUUUCUUCAUGAAGAGACUUGUCAGCCAUCAGGCAUCGCAGAGACAAUUGGCAGUGAAGGGUCUGUCAUUGGUAUUGGGGAGACAAGAUGACAUUACAGAUGUUCAAUCAGCCUCACUGACACCAUCUCACACGUGGCUCUUGGAACAACUACCAUCCCUCCCUCUGUUCCACACUGUUAAACAGACAACCUGUGACUUCUUACGUCAGGCAUGUUUGGUUAGCAGUGACAUAGAGUCUAUUAGUGCCUAUCUACUAUUCCUAAACCAUCACUCAGAGAAGGAUGAUAUUCGCCAGCUUGACACUCUUGUCAUGGAUAUUGGUCAGUUGAUUGUAGAACGUAGUACUGUGAUGAACCAAGUGUUACCAGUGGAGUAUGAGUUCAAUGAGAGAGCCCAACUUGUGCAGUGUGCAGUCAUUAACAUGUUCUUCUCUUACCUCAACAAGGCUAGACAAACCAAGAAGGACACAUACACUUGGUGUAAUACCCAGGAUCAAGUGCUGCUACAAUGGCCAGGUGGAGAGUCUGCUAACAUGUCAAUCCUUGUAGUACAUGCCAUCAUCAUACUGCUCACAUAUGGCAGACCUCUGGGUGACUCUCAUUUUGAUGAGUUGUUAAAGAUCUGGUUCCCUGAAGGAGGUUCUCCCCCAACAGCCUACCUGGUUGACACUUCAGAGGAAGCCUUGCUGCUUCCUGAUUGGCUGAAAUUAAGGAUGAUAAGAUCUACUGUAGGCUCGUUGGUUGAUGCAGCCCUACAGGACUUGGAGCCAGGAAAGCUGCUGCUGUUUGUCCAGUCAUUUGGUAUGCCUGUCGCCAGCAUGAGUAAGCUACUCUCUUGUCUUGACCAGGCUACCGAACUAGGCCCCUCAGCCAUGGAACAGGUUGAUACUGACAGAUCUGGUUACAUGGCCCAGUUGAUAGAGGUCCAACAGAUGAGGGGGGCUAUGGGAGGAGACAAGUUCCGUGCAGUGCUCCUUGGGGGUAAAGAACCGACUCCAGACCCUGGACUCGGCAUCAAUCUCCCUAAGAUGAGCACUGAGAGACCUGUAGUUGAGACUCACAGAACUGAUUUUGACAACCUUCCGAGUGAUCAGAAAAAACUUCAACACUAUAUACUGCAGAUGUUUAAUGUUGAUGUCCCAAAGGAUGUGUGUAGUGUACACAGCAAGUACCGCACCCUCCAGCUAGCUAUUCUGAAAGAACCACUUCUAUGGGAGCAUGUAGUCCUUGCACUAGGGACACUUCUACACUCAGGCUACCAGGACAGUCUACUAGCUGCAAUGUACAACAUGCAAACUGUCUCCUGUCAGCUUAUUAGACUUCUCAAUGCAAAGCAGAGUUCUAAGGGUAGAGAGGACAACACCCUGGCCCCCAUACUGCAGAUACUGCAACAAAAGGGGCCCACAUCAUCACUUAAGUCAUUGGUGGAACAAUGUCAGAAGCAGGACAAAGCUAGAACAAACAAGCACUCUCAGUCCAGUGGCUCAAAUACACAGGCAAAUAUAAACAAAGUACUAACUGAAGGGAAAAGGUUAUUUGGAGCAUCACUGGAGGAGUUUGUUCACAAGCAUUUCAACUCAGACACUUCAGGGUCUGGUAAAUUGUUGGAUUGGUUCAGCACAUUUGAACCAGAGAUUAUCUCAAAUCAACCAGAGCUGAAGGAGAAACUACUUUUCUCUGCCAUUGAGGCCAAGUCUGGAGAUGCUAAGUCAGGAGAGGCCAUGUCUUGUAGGCCCUAUCUCUUAGCUCUACUUACACACAAGACCAACUGGACCACCCUCAACAGAUGUAUUGAUACUCUGUUAUGUGAAGAACAAAUUGCAAAUAGAGAUCACGAGUCUGUCUUAGACUUUCUAUGGGCCUGUAUACACAUACCAAAGAUAUGGCAAGGUAGAGACAAGAAUGUUUCUAAGAACGCAGUUGUGGAGAAAGUACUGAAGGUAUCGCCACAACAAGCACGAGUGAUUACCAGGUACAUUGUGUCAGAGCUGAUACAGAUUGAUGAGAAGUCAACGCAGCAUUUGUUAGCAAGGAGACUUCUCCUGCUCCUACACUGUCUGCAGGGAAGCCAGGAGUGCACCAAAGCUGUGGUUCAUUACCUGGCUUCCUCAAGAGACAAACCAGAGAAAGAGGGAAAGGUGUGUGAGAGUUUGCUAUUGAGUCUGUACACAGAGAAGCCAAAUAUAAUUAACAUGUUGGAUGACUGCAACUUUCUCUUCAACCAUUCUAUGCUGGCAGCCUCAACUAGUUCCCAGAUGGACAGAGCUAGCCACCACUUGUUGACAUCACUAGCUGAUACUGGGAAGGGCAAGAAGUACCAGAACAAGAUGUAUGAUGCCAACAUAGCCCUGAGAAAGAUAGCAGCACACCACCCAACUUUGCUCCUCAGACAACUUCCCCUAAUGGCCUCUCUACUGAAGGGAAGAACCUAUUACACAUUUGGUGAGUUUCAGGCCAGGAACAACCUCCUGCUCUUCACUCACGUCCUGGGCAUCAUGGAUGCUCUACAACCUUAUAUAUUCAAGAACCACUCUACAGCUUUAGCUGAAGUGUUGGAUCGCUACUUUGAGCUCAUGAGGGUGCAUGCAACAAAAGACCACCAGGUGGCUCCACUAGUGAACAAAUAUAUGAGGUUCCUGAACUCCUUCAUCAGCGCAGACCCCUUAGAGGCAUCACAAAUACUGCAAUCACAUCUCUCAACUCUCAACUUGAUAUCACAGACCUACCCCGAUUUUGCUUUGGUUCGUUCCAUUAUUGCAAGUGUUGGCUUGCCACGUCAACAGACAGAAGCCAGUGAGAAUGGAGUUGAAGAUGAUUGCCCCAUUGAACAGCCAAGACCAAGCUCACCAUGGCGACUUGCCCAACUAGCACCAUUCCUUAAGAAUAUUUCUGCUGGCUCAUCACUCGCCACUGUAACUAGCGUGUUGAUUGACUUAGAUGAAACUUCAAAACGCAAACUGGAUGUUCUUGAGCAUUUCUUGGAUGACUUGAAAAGAUUGCUGACUGUGACAGAUGAGAAAUGUAGGAAGCUGUCCUUCACCCUGGUCAUGAGGCAUAUCAGACAGAACCCAGGGAGUGGCAAGGAUUUUGUACCAACAAUUCUACAGUGUCUUGAUAGCAGUAAUUACGAAGUAGUCAGCUCUGCACUCACCAACAUUGCAGAGUUUACUUUACUAUGUAGAGAAAUGGCUGAUGUCUUGUUGGAAAAGGUAUUCAUUAUAGGUAUUCGGCUGAACAUUGACACACAUACAUAUAUCACUGAAGCUAUGCAGCUACUAAACAUGGACAAUUCAUUGCAUACCACAGUCUAAAUGUUUCAAAGCCUCUACUGAUGGAGCAAACUAUUGAUUUUAAACAUAUGACAUUCUUAUGAGGCAUCAACAAUUGUAUGAAGAAAUGCUGUAAUUUGUAUAUCUACCAUGUAUGAAGACACCUUUAUACAACAUGUGUUCAAAGGGAAAUUUAAAGGAAUAUUCCUUGUCAAACCAUCUCUCUCCUCAUAUGGUAGCUAUAACCACAUAUAUGCUUGC